GCCGUCUAUCAGUGCCAGUCAGUAUCGCCUAUCAGUUUUGCCAGUCAGUGCCAAUCAGUGCCACCUAUCAGUGUGUAUCAGUGCCGCCAUCAGUGUCACCUAUCAGUGCUGCCUAACAGUGCCAGUCAGUGCAGACUAUCAGUGCUGCCUAUCAGUGCCACCUAUCAGUGCCGCCUAUCAGUGCCAUAUAUGAAUGCUGCCUUUCAGUGCCCAUCAGUGAUGCCUGUCAAUGCCCAUCAGUGCCGCCUACCAGUGCCUUCUCAUCAGUGUCGCCUAUCAGUGCCCAUCACUGCAGCCUCAUUAGCGCACAUCAGUGAA
This is a messenger RNA of Staurois parvus, 318 nucleotides long. The record is from the annotation of a GenBank genome assembly. NCBI's taxonomy places the organism in Eukaryota, Metazoa, Chordata, Amphibia, Anura, Ranidae.